AUGCGAUUGCUCUUCUCUAUGAAACGCGGGCAACGCUUGGGUGAUGACGUCCUGAAGCCUUUUGCUCCCGGACCACCUGCUGCGGCGGAACAACCCGAAGCUCGGGGUUACUUUGGCGCAAAUUGUGAUGAAGAUCGUGACCCCAAGGAACACCGAGCUCUUGAGUUCGGACCGACUGUUCAGCAAGCAAUGUCUGAUAACCGCCAACUCUUGCGCCUUUGA
This is a messenger RNA of Aspergillus affinis, 222 nucleotides long. RefSeq lists its product as uncharacterized. The transcript is spliced from 2 exons. The coding region runs from base 1 to 222 and encodes 73 amino acids. Lineage: Eukaryota; Fungi; Ascomycota; Eurotiomycetes; Eurotiales; Aspergillaceae. The record is from RefSeq and is a predicted model, not a curated record.